Molecule: messenger RNA, 435 nt
Organism: Plenodomus lingam JN3
Lineage: Eukaryota; Fungi; Ascomycota; Dothideomycetes; Pleosporales; Leptosphaeriaceae
Source: RefSeq, a predicted model, not a curated record
AUGUCCUCCAUCAUCGCCCGCUCAGUCUUCCGCGCCGCCCCCCGUGUGUCCCGUGCCCCCGCCCUCCGCCGUUGGGCCAGCGCCGCCGGCGAGGGCGAGCGACAGGCCGGCAAAGAUGCCCUCAAGACGGGAGCGAAGCGCGACCCCGAACUCUACGUACUCAUGGCCAUCAUGAGCGGCGUUUUUGGCCUUGCAGGGUGGCACUUCUCUCGUUCUCCCACCAGUGCUUCGUCUGAGCGAUCCGUUUCCAAGGCAGAGCACAGCGAGCCGUGGAAGCAGUCAGGUGGUGAGGGCCCCUACCAAUACCACCCAGGCGGUGACACGAGUAUCAAGAAGGAUGCUCCUUCAGCCUUGAACGUCGUCGUCAUCCCCAAUGUUACUCUUCCCAAGGAACUCCACGACACCUACAACAAGUGGGGUAAAGACGGUUACUAA